UCAGGGUGCUGGGAGUGGCUGGCCUCUGGGCUUCUGAGUGGCCAAGGGAUGGAGGAGGGGGUGGAAGAAAGGGAGAGGGAGAAAAAGAAAAAAUGAGUAUGAGUCAGCCAAGGAUGGAGCCCAAAUCAGAGAGAGAGAAUGAGGGGAAUGUGUGUGACAGGCAGGCGACAACAAGAGAGGGACACAGGGACAGAUACAGUCAGGGAACAGGGAGAGGAAGGAAGUGAGAGUCCUAGAUGGUCAGAAGAGUGCGGAGAGUGCUGGGGAAGGAGGCUCAGAAAUUAGGGAGGAUGAAAGCAGGAUGGAGGUGAGACCACUGGGAGUUAGGGGAAACAUGCUGAAUAUGUAUGUUUUGUUUCCCUAUGUGUCUGGCCUCCAGGCUGUCAGAGCGAUUAGCUUUAAUUGCUCUUCCCUUUGUGGUUAAACACUCCAUUGGGGAAAUUGCCAGAGAUGCCCUAGGCUGCUGGCUGCCCUGGUUGCCUACUUCCUUACUUCCCUGACACUUGUGCCCAUCGUGUGUGCAUGUAUUGUCAUGCAUGUAUAGGACCAGAGUUACACCCUGCCAUGCCAUCCCAUCCCAUCACUCUCUUAAUACAGCAUCACCCACUGUGCAGUGGUAGACAUCACUAACCUGUGUGCGAACUUAUUUUCUUUAUAGCAGGGACACUCCUUCCUAGUAUAGCUAUAAUAGUACAGUAGCUCUGUGUAUUGAAAUAAGGACACCAAGUCACAGAACCCAGGAAUACUAAGGUAUUCUUGGCUACCACCAGGUAGGAUAGGAUGAAAGCCCAUUUGAAGACCAGGAACAGAGGUAAUAGAUGAGGAAGAGAUAGAGAUGGGAGAGAAAUACAAGUAGAAAGAGAUAGAACCAGAUGAUUAGAGAAUAGCACAGCCCUACUCCCUCUCUCCUGCCCUGCUCUAUCCAAUGCCUGGUAUCUCCUCUUGCUCUCAUCUUGGGUCCAGUCUUUCUUCUCUUAGACUCAGGGCUAGAAGCUUAACAUUGUCUCUGUACUCAGGGGUAACCCAUUUUGCUUCUUGCACUGAACAUUUGGAGGUCCAGGUGUCCUACCCCAACCCCUCAUUCCCAGGCUGGCUCUGGAAUCUUAGAAUCCUCUUCUUCCUACUUUAUAGAUAUAAAUGCAUCCCCUGCCCCCCACAAAAAGUUGAAUAGAAGCUAAGGGGAGAGGUCAGCUGUGUAUGAGUGUAAAGGGAUAAUUAGAGAUGGACUACAGGACUCCUGAAUUUGGGGCCCAGAUCAAACUUAACCCGGCACUUUCCUGCCCCAUCCCUCUGCUUUGCUGUGAUUACCACCCUCUCAAGCCCAGGCUGUAAGACAGACAGACCUGAGUGCCUACAAGCCCCCUUCUGCCUGCUGCAGGGAUCUCCAGGUCCUUGCAGUUCCCCUCAGCUUAGGCAGCUGCAGCAGAUGUGAGGGAGGGAGGGGUAGCAGCUCCUAAUCCUAAGGCUUCUUAAAUUGACGAGGAUUUGGAACCAAAUGCUAGGGAGUGGGGAUAAUCAUGAAUUAAUGUCCAAAUGCAUAGAAGUUCUUUUGGUGCUGCCACCUCCCCCAUAGGUUACCCCAAUUUGCCAGACUUCUCCAGGUGCCCCCAGGGCCUGCCUCUCCAUCCCCAGUGCCCACGGAGCACCCACCGGUCAUGUUCCCAACCACUGCCAUCCUAGAAGCUCAGAAUAUAAUCCUUAGCUCUUGCCCCUCUUCCUCAGCAUCCUCAGUUGGUUUGACUUUUGUUAGGGCCCCACCUGGAGCCAGCUCAGGAGGAGAGGGAGGCAGGAAGGAAGGUGUGAGGAAGCCGUGAGCAGAGCACAGAAUGAUCUGGGAGGGAAGGGGACUGACUUCCUGGCAGCCUCAGCUCCGGUUCCCGGUUCCUGCCUGAGUAUCCUGUCCCAAGAAUGGCCUCCACCCAGGCCGCCUGGUGUUGCCUGGGCAGCCUCUGCCCUGUUCCAGAGAUCAGGAGGACUUUCUGAGCUAUGGGGACAGGAGAAUUCUCUAUAGGCCCUAUGGAAUUCUGAAUCUUGGGUGAGAAAAGCAACAUGGAGAGUGAAGGAGCCAAGCUUCUGCCAAGGCGCACCCAUCAUGGCCAGACUACAACUGAAUAAUGGUUGACCAGGGAAACUUGAGAACCAAUCAUGGCCGAGUACGGGACCCUCCUCCAGGACCUGACCAACAACAUUACCCUUGAAGAUCUGGAGCAGCUCAAGUCAGCCUGCAAGGAGGACAUCCCCAGUGAGAAGAGUGAGGAGAUCACUACUGGCAGUGCCUGGUUCAGCUUCCUGGAGAGCCACAACAAGCUGGACAAAGACAACCUUUCUUAUAUCGAGCACAUCUUUGAGAUCUCCCGCCGUCCUGACCUCCUCACUAUGGUGGUUGACUACAGAACCCGUGUUCUGAAGAUCUCUGAGGAAGAUGAGCUGGACACCAAGCUAACCCGUAUCCCCAGUGCCAAGAAGUACAAAGACAUUAUCCGGCAGCCCUCUGAGGAAGAGAUCAUCAAAUUGGCUCCUCCACCGAAGAAAGCCUGAGCAAAGGGGAGGAAGAGGAAGGUUGGACCUUCAUCAGACCACUCUUUCCCCAUCCUCCAGGGGAGGGGCAAGGGCAGCCCUCCCCCAUCUUCCCACUUACUAACCUGGUCCUAACCCCCUUACUGUGCGCGUGUGUGUGCCUGUGCGCACGCUCUGGCUGUCUGUCUAUAUGUCUAGCUCAUCUAGUUCCUCCUCCUUGUGAGGGGAUGGGGGUCAGGGGCUGGGGGUGGUGGUGGGGCUGUUUCCCCACUCUAGGGGGAGUUGGGGGCUAUUUCUAUGCAAAUAGAAAUAGACACAUUCUCUUACUUCCCUUUCCUCCACUCUUCCCCUACCUCCCUGAAGUGUGGGAGCAGAAAGGACCUGUGUUUUCCGAGGUUGAGGAGGCGAGGCGGGAGUGAGGCAUGGGAGAGUGGGGUGAAUCUAACGAAAAGCAGUGAGGGGGAAGAUGAAGAGGCCACCCAACCCCCACCUGGAAGGGGCAAAGAGAAGCCAGAGUGUGUGUUUGUACCCCAAUGCUGGACUGGCUGAGGAGUCCUGUUUCCAACUGUUCCUCAGGUUAGAGGGCCUGGGCACCAGCAGGUCCCCUUUUGCUCCCCUUUCAUAGGCCUAGGGUGGGUAUGAGCCAGGGACCUAGAGAUCGGUCACUGGAUCCUUCCCUGGCCCCAAAGUUCAAACCCCACGGAGAACCCAGUGCUGAAUUCCGCCCUCAUCCCCCACCUCUGGAGAGACUAUGCUGGGAACAUGCCCCCACCACUGAGCCUGAGGGGAUGAAGGCAGAGGAGUCCCCUUUUCUACUCCUUUAUUCAUACUCAGACUGUUGCACAUACUAACCUUGGGAGUUCCUAGAAUAGAAAUCCUUAGGUUUUAAUUCCAGUCCUGUUUCCACCUACAGAGUCCCAACGUGGUUAUUGCAGGCAACGUUCCCUCUCUCCGUGGUCUAGAAGCCCCUACCCCAAGAUAGAAAGAAGGGAAGAAGCUAACUACAGUGUUUCCGUUGCACUGAUCCCCAAUUCAGUCCAGGAGGGGGCUUGGUAACCCCUCUCCCUCAAUAUCCUGGCACCUUGGGCUUGUGAACACCUCCUAGCCAAAUCACUAGAGUACAGUGACCGCAGCCUCCUGCCUGUCCCAAGUCAGCCCUCCCCACCCUGACCGUGCUAACUGUGUGUACAUAUAUAUUCUACAUAUAUGUAUAUUAAACCCGCACUGCCAUGUGUACCCUUUUUUGUGGUGUCUAGCAUUAACUUAUUGUCAAGGCCCGGGCGGGGGUGGAAGGAGAAUGCCACAGUGAAGGGAGUGGCAGAGUCAAAUUGCUAUAUAGUCGAAAAAGAACACUUUUUUAAACUUUAAUUUCACAUGCAAUCUCAAGAGACUAUUUAGAGAGUUUUAGUGAGGUGGGGAGCUUUUAGGAUGUUGGAAGCAAAACUUCAGUGGGAGGGAAGGGCUGGCUGUUGGAAGAGGGAAGAAGCCAGACUGGCUGGAGAGCACCCUCUACUAGCCUAGCCCAGCCCAGCCCAGCCCAGCCUGUCCUCUCUGGCCACUGCUGCGGACACCUGCCUUAAAACAUACACCUUGAGUACUCCAUGGUUUUGCCUUAAAGGACCUUCCCAAGUUUCCCCAGCCCUGUCUGGCUUUCUCCCUCAAGGAUAGAGAGAUGCUGGUAGAAUUAGGAGGUGGAAAAUGAGCAUGAAUUGUCCUUCCAAGCCAGGAUAUGUUAUGUGAGAUGGAGUCUGAGAAAGAGAGAGAGAGAGAAAUAGGGAAUAAAGAGGCUCUUCAAAGCGAGGCUUCCUUUGAAGAGAGGAGAGGAUGAGAUGAGAGAAGGGAGACAGGGUUCAUUUUCAGCGGAGUAUAGUAAAUGUCUCUGUAAGGCAAAAUAAUCUAAAAAGACUAACCUGCCCUCCCAUCCCAAUACUGCUGUGAGAUCGCCCCAUUUUGUGCUCCUCUGUCUGCAGUGUGCACGGCCUUGUUCUAACCCUGGAAUAAAGGUGAUUGAUUGUACUGUA
Odocoileus virginianus texanus is the source of this 4538-nucleotide messenger RNA. The record is from RefSeq and is a predicted model, not a curated record. NCBI's taxonomy places the organism in Eukaryota, Metazoa, Chordata, Mammalia, Artiodactyla, Cervidae.